CGUUCUGUGUUCUGUGGUUUGAUUUUGACUUUAUAAAUUCUUGAGUGGUUUAGUGGUAUUUGUCGGAAAUUUUAUUGUCCUAAAAAGCGUUUUCAAAAAGAACCAAAAAUAAUGAGCAGAAGGAGACGUCGUGCCACACGCUCUGUAAACUACGACGAAGAUGAUGACUCCGACGACGAUGCGGAAAGAAAUUAUACAAUGGAUAUUUUUCUACAAAUUGCGAGAAAUAUCGCGAGCAUAUCCAAACCGUCUAGGGGCAGGACCCCAGCCAAGAGGAAGAAGUCUUCUACUGCGCCAAGGGCAUCGAGAGGUAGAUGUCGUACAAGUGCAAGCACCUCAACGAGAUCAAACACAAUGGGGAGUAGACAUGCUUCUGUGGCGUCCACUGAUCCCGAUCCAAUUGAUACUGAAUAUUACGAGAGGGUGCGUAACAGAGUGAAUAGCCACUUCAAAUCAUCCAUUGUUCUUGUUUCUGAUAAUGAAGAUGCGGCACCGCCACCGCCACAAGCAGCUAAACCGGCAUCACAAUCGAGAUUUUCAAAGAGCUUUUAUGUGCUGACAGACUCUGAUGAUGAUGUUUUGCCAUCAACGUCUACUGGUCCUGACGUACAGAAAACAACCACCACAGAAAGUACAGCUCCGGCUGCACCAGAAACCGUGCCCAAAGAUGAGCUAUUAGAAGUGAUAGAUGAUAUUUUAGAUUGUACAGAUGCGUCCCCGGUGAAGACUCCUGUGUCAGACAGCAUUGAAGACUGGAAAGCCAAGACGGAAGAAUUGCUUAGCAACGUGGACGCAAUCAUGAAAGAGGUGUACGAGAAAACUGGAACAAAGAAGAAGAAGGAGGAGCCUAAGAAGGAACCAGAGAAAGUUGAAAAUGUUGCGCCACCAAAAACUGUAGAGGUUCCAACAUGUCCAGUUUGUUUGGAAGUUCUCGGUGGUUCAAUCCAAGCCGCGACAACUCAUUGCGGCCAUAUUUUCUGUCUAUCUUGCAUCAAGGCAGUAGCCAAGAUUUCAAGAAAAUGCCCCACAUGCAGAAAAUCAGUCACUCUUAAGAAAAUCGUGGCUAUAUAUCUAUAGUUUCAUUUACAAUAUUUCGACAGUUGGUUUUAGAUAAUGAUUUCUUCUUUCUACAAACUCACCGUGUAUAAACGCUAUUUUAUGCUCCCACGUGUCGUUUUUCAGAAAAUAAGUCAAGUCUUGCAGCCCCAUACAACCACUAUCAAUUUAGUAAAGUUCGCUUUAUAUGCUCACUGUAACGCAGAUAGGAAUUCAUCCCUCUGUUGCGUGAGUCAGUGGACUACACAGUCGAGCAAGUUCGCAAGCACAAAAGGCCGCGGCUCGCACCGUAACUUAGAACAACCAAAAUUGGAGCAUUUUGACAAAAUCUUUAGAAAAAAUCGAAUAUUUUUAGACCAUAUCAAAAUCUGUGAAGUGAUUUUAACAACGCUGCAUAUCCUAAAAGAUUCUCUUCUUCUCCUUUGCUCUCGUUCUUCCUUCUCUGCUUUCCUUCCUUUUUUUUCUGGGUUACCAGACCUGACAGACUUACACAACGAUGACUUGAGGAAUUCAUUAUCUGAAACCAAAUUGUACAUUUAGUAUUUUUUAAUUUUACGUUUUUAUGUCGUUUGCUUUAAUAUACGUUCGGGUAUAACUGCGUUCCAUUUUUUCUACCAAAUGACUCGCUAUUUCGUAGCUUUAAGUUUUUUCCAUAUUUCGAGUCGAUUUCGCCUUGUUUUCAAACAGCAGAUACUCUAUGGCAGUGUCUUUUAAGUAUUUUUCAUGUUAGGAACCAUAAUAGUUUUUAUUCAAAAUAUUAGAUAUACAACAAAUGUGAAGCAGUUGAGCCUCUUACAAUGUUUAUAAAUGUGCAUCUGAAAAUUACCAUUUUAGAUUGCUGUGAUGUUAAUUUCAGGUACGUACUACAAUAUAUGGCUUAUUCCUUUAAA
Messenger RNA from Acanthoscelides obtectus, 1946 nucleotides. The record is from the annotation of a GenBank genome assembly. Lineage: Eukaryota; Metazoa; Arthropoda; Insecta; Coleoptera; Chrysomelidae.